This is a messenger RNA of Closterium sp. NIES-67, 3123 nucleotides long. The record is from the annotation of a GenBank genome assembly. NCBI's taxonomy places the organism in Eukaryota, Viridiplantae, Streptophyta, Zygnematophyceae, Desmidiales, Closteriaceae.
GCUCCAGGAUUCAGGAAUUCAGGUAAUCGGUAGAAUCUAGGCAAAAAACGACCAUUUUUGCUGCGUGCUUGGCUUAGCACCUCAAAUCUCCUCCAGACUCUGACUCCGGGCUUAGCUUGCGCUGCUGAUUUACGGCUUCAGGGCUGUAAGGAGCUUGGACCUUGGGCAAAUCGCAGCAGCCACGUCGCAGAACAGAUUCGCGCGGCGAGUCAGCUCUGUUCUCCCCUCUGGUCUUUCCCUUGUCAAUCAAAGAAGCACGCUCUUCUUGUGCCACUAACCACGGCGCCAAGAUUUCCAUCCCGUAGUUUCCCUCGCGUAUUUAUUCGCGGAAAUAGCCGUUCGUGUCACGUGCCUGACCAUCCUGCUGGCGCCUGGAGGGCCCGAAAUUCGCCAGAAUCACGCAGUCCUCUCGCAUCCAGCAUACAUUACUGUCCAAAGCGACUGACCUCCUCGUCCCCCCGCGUCUCCCCGCGUGUCUCCUUCCGCCGUGCCCGGCAUGAGCACGGAAGCGCGCGGCAACGGCAUGGGGAAGAUCGCAGAAGCGGAGGAGGCAGCGGCACGGCUGGCGAAUGCGGGGGGGCGGCCGUGGGAGAUCCGCCUCUCGGGGGAAUCAGAUGAGCGGAAAAGCGCGGCGGAGGGAACCGCGGCGGGCGCGGAGGCGGCGGAGAACGGCGGGGGGAAGAUGUCUCCGAAGCAGCAGGGACAGCAGGACCAUCAGCAGUCGGGGGAGGCGGAGAGGGAUAAGGGUGGAGCGACGGACGAGGAGGAAGAGGAGGAUAAGAUGUACGGCGGGCUGCUGAGGCUGCGGAUGAAGAAACUGUCGGUCAGCUUGAACCAGCCGCGAAUGAGCACAUGGGAGGUGGACCGCGAGGGGCAUGCGACCACCAGCGGGAAGGGGGGGGGAGGGGGGCGGGGGAAGGGCAGGGGGAAGGGGGAGGGGGAGGAGAAGGGGGACGGGGCGGGGGCGGAUGGGCGGAAUGCGCCCGCCCAGAGCAGCGCGGAUGACAUGGAGCCUGUGGUGCUGACGCCCACUGCUCGAUCUGCAACCAACUCCCCUCGGCACCACCACACACCAAACGUUCGGUCUGCAGCCCACUCUCCCCGCCACUACUCCCCCAGCCUGACCAUCCGCUCCGGCCUGACCACCCCGAUGGGGUCGGCGCGCGGAUCAGCGGCGUUCAUGGUGGACCAGAUGGUGGGGGACGCCUGGGACGUGCUCCGGCACUCUCUGGUGCUCUUCCGAGGCAAGCCUGUGGGGACCAUUGCGGCGAUGGACAACACAGAGUCGGCCCUUAACUAUGACCAGGUGUUUGUGCGUGACUUUGUGCCGAGUGCGCUGGCGUUUCUGAUCAACGGGGAGCACACCAUCGUGGAGAACUUCCUCCUCAAAACCCUCAGGCUGCAGGCAUGGGAGAAACGCGUGGACGUGUUUACCCUAGGAGAGGGAGUCAUGCCCGCGUCCUUCAAGGUGCUGCACGACCCUGCUCGCAACACCGACACUAUGAUCGCGGAUUUUGGAGAGAGCGCCAUUGGGCGGGUAGCGCCUGUGGACAGCGGCUUCUGGUGGAUCUUCCUGCUGAGAGCUUAUGUCAAGGCCACAGGUGACCAGGCACUGGCUGACUCCCCCGACUGUCAGAGGGGCAUGCGGCUGAUCCUGGACCUGUGCCUGGCGGAUGGCUUUGACACCUUCCCCACGCUGCUGUGCGCUGACGGGUGCUGCAUGAUUGAUAGGCGCAUGGGCAUCUACGGCUACCCCAUAGAGAUCCAGUCUCUCUUCUACAUGGCGUUGAGAGUGGCGCGCACGCUGCUGCGACCAGACCUGCCAGUGAACAAGGAGCUCCUAGACCGCAUCGACAAGCGGCUCAUCGCCCUCACUUUCCACAUGAGAACCUACUUCUGGCUGGAUCACGAGCAGCUGAACAGCAUCUACCGGUACAAGACGGAGGAGUACUCGCACACGGCGGUGAACAAGUUCAACGUCAUUCCUGACUCCAUCCCCGACUGGCUCUUCGACUUCAUGCCGCUCAAGGGCGGGUACUUCAUCGGCAACGUGUCUCCGGCACGCAUGGACUUCCGCUGGUUCGCCCUGGGCAACUGCGUAGCGAUCCUUGCCUGCAUGGCAACGAGCGAGCAGGCAGCAGCGAUCAUGGACCUUAUAGAGGAGCGCUGGGACGAGCUCAUAGGGGAGAUGCCCCUCAAAGUGACGUACCCGGCUCUAGAGGGCCACGAGUGGCGGAUCACGACGGGGUGUGACCCGAAGAACACCCGCUGGAGCUACCACAAUGGGGGGUCCUGGCCAGUGCUCCUCUGGAUGCUCACAGCAGCCAGCAUCAAGGUGGGCCGCCCCCACGUGGCGCGCCGUGCAAUAGACGUAGCAGAAAAACGGCUCUCCCAGGACAACUGGCCCGAGUACUAUGAUGGGAAGCUGGGGCGGUACGUGGGCAAGCAGGCGCGCAAGCAACAGACGUGGAGCGUGGCGGGGUACCUUGUGGCAAAGAUGUUGCUGGAGGAUCCGAGUCAUCUGGGUAUGGUGGCGCUGGAGGAAGAGAAGAUGCUGCAGCAGCCCGUUAUUACGCGGUCGCACUCGUGGAAGUUUUAAGUCUGGAGAGCAAGGGGGUUGUGAAAAAAACAAGUACCUAGUGGCGGAAAUGAUGCUGGAGGACCCGAGCCAUCUGGGUAUGGUGGUGCUGGAGGAAGAGAAGAUGCUGCAGCAGCCAGUUAUUACGCGGUCACACUCGUGGAAGGUCAGAGGGGGAUGGGGAAGGGGAGGGGGAGGGGAGGGGGGAGGGGAGGGGGGAGAGGUGGGGGGGGUUACAGGUACCUGGUGGAAGAUCGGAGCUGUUAGGGCGUUGGAAGAGUAGAUGAUGCUGCAGCAGAGGUGACUUUUGAGUCGAAUCAAAAGUCACUGCAGCAGCUGGUCAGCACAUCCCACACAGCCACACAGACGUUGAAAUUCCGAGUGAACGAGGAGGGGAUGGGGGUGGUGGGAGCCAGACGGAGGUGAGUGGAGAUUGAUGAGGAUUGGGAUGAUGACAUGCAAAGACCUUGACAUGUAAAUUUUGGUGGGAGGAAUAUCCAAAGCUCUAAGAGAAACAGCUGUUGUGGAAGUGGAAUUGCCAUAUC